GCUACUAAAUUCCGGAACUCUUUCAGACGGCUCAGAUUCACUACACCAUGCUGAAACUAAUUUCCAAUUAUCCUAAGGAGUUCAAGAGUUGAGUUAUUUAAUAAAGAGCUCUUAUACCUGGAUUAAGGUAUCAGGCCAAGAGAAGACCAUCAAGACCCGACUGGAAGAUACAAAAGGAUUUUGCCUAAGAAUUCGAAGUCAUUCCACACUGAAGAGUUACAAAAGGACUGAGUCAGGUAGAAGAGUCGAUAAAACCACCUGAUCAAGGAAAAGGAAGGCACAGCGGAGCGCAGAGUGAAAAGCUCCCAGCGGCGAGGCGCCGGGCAGCUCCCCUGCAGCGGCGGACGGCGCGGCCCGGCCUGGCCAUGCCCGCGCUCUGGCUCAGCGGCUGCCUCUGCCUCUUGCUCCUCCUGCCUGCAGCCCGGGCCAACUCCAGGACGCCAGUCUGUGAUUGCAAUGGGAAGUCCCGGCAAUGCAUCUUUGAUCAGGAGCUUCACAGACUGACAGGAAAUGGAUUCCGCUGCCUCCACUGCAGCGACAACACUGGUGGCAUUCACUGUGAGAGGUGCAAGGAAGGAUUUUACCGCCACAGGGAGAGAGACCGCUGUUUGCCCUGCAACUGCAACUCCAGAGGUUCUCUUAGCCCUCGAUGUGACAACGCUGGACGGUGCAGCUGUAAGCCAGGUGUGACAGGGGACAGGUGUGACCGCUGUUUGCCAGGCUUCCACACCCUCACUGAUGCUGGGUGCACCCAAGACCGGAAGCUCCAAGACUCCAAGUGUGACUGUGAUCCAGCCGGCAUCUCGGGGCCCUGUGACUCGGGCCGCUGUGUCUGCAAGCCAGCUGUCACGGGAGAGCGCUGUGAUAGGUGCCGACCAGGUUACUAUCACUUGGACGGGAGAAACCCUGAGGGCUGCACCCAGUGUUUUUGCUACGGGCAUUCAGCCAGCUGCCAAAGCUCUGGAGACUACAGUGUCCAUAAAAUCAUAUCCACCUUCCAUCAAGAUGUUGAUGGCUGGAAGGCUGUCCAGAGAAAUGGGUUUCCUGCAAAGCUCCAAUGGUCACAGCGCCAUCAAGAUGUGUUUACUUCAGCACGACGAUCAGACCCUGUCUAUUUCGUAGCUCCUGCCAAAUUUCUUGGGAACCAACAGGUGAGCUAUGGACAGAGCCUGUCUUUUGACUUCCGUGUGGACAGGGGAGGCAGACACCCAUCUGCCCAUGACGUGAUUCUGGAAGGUGCCGGUCUACGGAUCACAGCUCCCUUAAUGCCGCGUGACAAGACACUGCCUUGUGGGAUCACCAAAACUUACACGUUCAGAUUAAAUGAACAUCCAAGCAGUAACUGGAGACCCCAGCUGAGUUACUUUGAGUAUCGGAGGUUACUGCGGAACCUCACAGCCCUGAGGAUCCGAGCUACCUACGGAGAAUACAGUACUGGGUACCUCGACAAUGUGACCUUGAUCUCAGCCCGCCCCAUCUCGGGAGCCCCAGCACCCUGGGUUGAACAAUGUGUAUGUCCUGUUGGGUACAAGGGACAGUUCUGCCAGGAAUGUGCUUCUGGCUACAAAAGAGAUUCAGCCAGACUGGGACCUUUUGGCACCUGUAUUCCUUGUAACUGCCAAGGGGGAGGGGCCUGUGAUCCAGACACAGGAGACUGUUAUUCAGGGGAUGAGAACCCUGACAUCGAGUGUGCGGACUGCCCCAUCGGUUUCUACAAUGACCCACACGACCCCCGCAGCUGCAAGCCCUGUCCCUGUCGCAAUGGGUUCAGCUGUUCUGUGAUGCCCGAGACAGAGGAGGUGGUGUGCAAUAACUGUCCCCAUGGCGUCACUGGCGCCCGCUGCGAGCUCUGUGCUGAUGGCUACUUUGGGGAUCCCUUUGGGGAACAUGGUCCAGUGAGACCUUGUCAGUCCUGUCAGUGCAGCAACAACGUGGACCCCAGUGCCCCCGGGAACUGCGACCGCCUGACAGGCAGGUGUCUGAAGUGCCUUCACAACACGACCGGUGCCCACUGCGACCAGUGCAAAGCUGGCUACUACGGGGACCCCUUAGCUGCCAACCCAGCGGACAAAUGUCGAGCUUGCAACUGCAACCCAACGGGCUCGGAGCCCGUGGAGUGUAGAAGCGAUGGCAGCUGUGUUUGCAAGCCAGGAUUUGACGGCCUCAACUGUGACCAUGCGGCAUUAACCAACUGUCCCGCUUGCUAUAAUCAAGUGAAGAGCCAGAUGGAUCAGUUUAUGCAGCAACUUGAGAGCCUGGAGACCCUGAUUUCGAAGGCUCAGGCUGGCGGAGGAGCAGUACCCGACGCAGAGCUGGAGGGCAGGAUGCAGCAGGCUGAACAGGCCCUUCGGGACCUUCUGAGAGAAGCCCAGAUUUCAGAAGGUGCUAUUAGAUCCCUCAACCUCCAGUUGGCCAAGGCCAGGAGCCAAGAGAAUAGCUACAGGACCCGCCUGGAUGACCUCAAGAUGACCGUGGAGAGACUUCGGACCCUGGGCAGCCAGCAUCAGGACCGAGUUCAGGAUACUCGCAGGCUCAUCACGCAGAUGCGCCUGAGCCUGGAGGAGAGCGAGGCUGCCCUGCAGAACACUAACAUUCCUCCCUCAGAGCACUACACGGGGCCAAAUGGCUUUAAAAGUCUAGCUCAGGAGGCCACGAGACUGGCAGACAGCCACUUCGAGUCAGCCAAUAACAUGGAGCAACUGGUCAGGGAAACUGAAGACUACUCCAACCAAGCCCUGACCUUGGCGCGCAAGGCUGCUGCUGAAGGAGGCAGCAGCGGCAGCCUCCGUGGCUCCGUGGUGCAAGAGCUUGUGGGAAAAUUGGAGAAAACUAAGUCUCUGGCCCAGCAGCUGUCAAGGGAGGCCGCUCAAGUUGACACUGAAGCAGAUACGUCCUAUCAGCAUAGUCUCCGCCUCCUCAGUUCAGCAACUCAGCUUCAGGGGGUCAAUGAUCAGUCCUUCCAGGUAGAAGCGAAGAGGAUCAGACAAAAAGCUGACUCUCUCUCAAGCCUGGUGACUAAGCGAAUGGAUGAGUUCAAGCGUGUGCAGAGCAGUCUGGGAAACUGGGAAGAAGAAACCCAGAAGCUCUUAGAGGAUGGGAAGAAUGAGAGACAGAAAUCAGAUCAGCUGCUUUCCCGUGCCAACCUUGCUAAAAGCAGAGCCCAAGAAGCACUAAGUAUGGGCAAUGCCACUUUUUAUGAAGUUGAGAACAUCUUAAAGAACCUCAGAGAGUUUGAUCUGCAGGUUGAAGACAGAAAAGCAGAGGCUGAAGAGGCCAUGAAGAGACUCUCUUACAUCAGCCAGAAGGUUGUAGACGCCAGCGACAAGACCAGGCGAGCAGAAACAGCCCUGGGGGGUGCUGCUACCGACGCCCAGAGGGCAAAGACUGCAGCCGGGGAGGCCCUGAAGAUCGCCGGCAAGAUAGAACAGGAGAUUGGGAGUCUGAACUUGGAGGCCAACGUGACAGCAGAUGGAGCCUUGGCCAUGGAGAAGGGACUGGCCACUCUCAAGAGUGAGAUGAAGAAAGUGGAAGGAGAGCUGGCAAGGAAGGAGCAGGAGUUCGACGUGGAUAUGGACGCAGUGCAGACAGUAAUUACAGAAGCCCAGAGAGUUGACAGCAGAGCCAAGAAUGCUGGAGUUACGAUCCAAGACACACUCAACACAUUGGAUGGCAUCCUACAUCUAAUAGACCAGCCUGGCAGUGUGGAUGAAGAGGGGCUGAUCUUACUGGAGCAGAAGCUUUUUCGAGCCAAGACCCAGAUCAACAGCCAGCUGCGGCCGCUGAUGUCAGAGCUGGAGGAGAGAGUGCGUUGGCAGAGGGGCCACCUCCGCUCGCUGGAGACAAGCAUAGAUGGCAUUCUGGCUGAUGUGAAGAACCUGGAGAACAUUCGGGACAACCUGCCCCCGGGCUGCUACAAUACCCAGGCUCUUGAGCAACACUGAAGCUGCCUUCGAGAUUUCCCAACUGGGGUUCUUAGGAUGGAGACCUCAGGCUCAGAAGCCAUCUCACGCGGGUGGGGUGGGAUGGGGACAUUUGAACGUGUUGAUGGGCAUUCUCAGCUCAACUGAACCUGGCCCCACCCCGAGACCUUGGCCAAGAUCAAUGUCUUAUUGUACCAGUGUGAUGCUCUUUGCUUCCUGAUGCAGGGCAAAGAGGCAAAUAGCAUUGAGUAUGAGACUCAUCAAGGGCCUGGACACCCAAAGGGUAGACCAGAUGGAAGGACAAACUGCACAGGCAGAUAGUCAUAAACCAACUCCUGGCGUAUGAACAAGUGUUGCCAUGUCGUAGGCGGCUUAUUCUUUGAGUAAAUGUGACCAAAGGAAAUUUUUUUUGACUUUGCCCAUGCAUAAAAUUCUUCCUAAUGUCAUAACAGAGAGUGAAUUGAAGUCAUGCUAUGGUCAGUAAAAUACUGUUGCCUCAUAGUGUUCAAUGUGUUCUUGUUGAUCAGAGUUCUUCCCACUUACUGACGAUCCAUGACAUGUACUCCACUUUCAAGCUGGAGGAAGUGAUAAACUGUAAGUCUGGCAUAUUUGGAGCAUUGGUAUCCUGCUACCUUUGAGUUCUUCUGGGCCUGGAAGUGACCACCUUUCCCCUGAUGAUGCCAGGCAACUUAGAGACAAUGUUUUUAUUAAAGCAUUUCUUACCAGGGAAGCAAACAUUGGGAAAGUAUUUACUUUCGAGUUUCAAAGUGAUAGAAAAAUGUAACUUGGGCUCUGAAAGAGGUGCAGUUAUCUAAGAAGAUGUAUUAGUCCUAAUUCAAUGCCAUUUUCAAACACUAAAAAUGAUAUGCCCCUAUGGGUUUUGUUCUUACACUCUCUUUCGAUAACAAUGUUCCUACUCAUACUUGAACUGGGUAGCAUCUAUCCUUCCAUCCAUCCAUCCAUCCAUCCAUCCAUCCUUACAACAUGUAUUUAUUGAGUACCAAUUGUGUGCCAGGGGCUGGAUGGGGUACAGUGGUGACAUAGUCUCUGCCUCAUAGAGUUGACUGAAUAGUAAGGAAGACAAACCUUAAAAAAAAAUUUAAACUUACAAAUCCUGUUCCUCACAAGUCAUUGCAAUAACCCCUUGGUUUGCAAGCUCAUUUUUUAACGGAACAUAUGUUGCAAGACAUUCCCGUGGGGCACUUGGAUUUUGGUAAAUAGCUGAAAUGACUCUGGAUUGUGCACUCUUUCUUGCAUUUCAGCUGUUGCUCUGCCCCUUUCUACAACUGAUUGCUACAGAUUGUUGAGUCAUAACACCAGUGGGAAUUUCUGGAAAACUCAGAGGCCCUUCUAGCCUUGGCUCAGUAGACUUUGGUACUGCCUCACCUCUGUAUUUCCUUGGCUUUUCAUGGACCUGUUUUUUUUAAAUAAAGAACAUUUGUAGAUGCCUGUGGUCAGUUUCUAAUUUGUUUAAGCAUAAGGUGUAGGUACCAAAGCAGUGGAAACAAAAAAUGCUUCAGAGAGAGAUGUGAGCCCCCAGAAUUAGCAUCUUUAAUUCCUUUUUCUGAGCACCUUGUUCACCCUUUCUAACCAGGCAAGCACUUUAUGAGAUUUAAUUGGUUCUGUCUCCUAAGCAUAAAGAAGGAUUUAUUUCUGGAACAACCUGAGCAGGGUGAGGGUGAUAAUUAAUGUUUUGGCUUUUUUUUUUCAUGGGCUAUAAAAAAAUAAAGACAAAAAUCAAUCAUUUGUGGUACAUUGUCAUGCUUUUUAAUCAACUAAAAUUUAGUAAAUGGAGAUCCUGAAUUGGCCAUCUACCCAAGUGACUGAGGACAUAAUUUUGCUUCUGCCUACACUGACCCCCCAAAUUCUGAUAGAUCUGAUCCCUAUGCUUUGCCUUCUCUGAAAGUGCAUUUUUAAUCCUGUCUUGGCAUACUCAAUCACAUAUCUUACAAAUUUGACUGAAUUAACUACAAUAUCACACAAACCUAAAAAUAUGCAUAAUUCACUCAUGAUUGACUUUUUCCUUGUUCUCAUCACAUACUGGAUGGAGAGAAAGUUGGCAGAGUAGCCCUCCACAUAUUCAUUGCAGAGGCCCUGCCAUUUAUAACAUGACUUUUAAGAUUGCGCUAGUCAGCAUCUCCCUUCCAGUGGGUGGAGAGGGAAAAAGGCAUGGAAGAAGGAGGUCCAUGGAAGUUUUCGUGGGGCAGGACUGGUGAAGGCUGAACAUCACUUUCUAUCACAUUCCAUGGUCCAGAACCCAGUAUUAUUAUGACCACCUCUAACUUAUAAGGUGUCUGGGAAAUAGAGUCCCUUGGCAGGAAGCCAAUUCUCUGACAGUUCUGUACUAUGAAAGGGGAGAAUGCAUCUUAGUGAUUGGCUAUCUAUUUCUGUCAAGUAUACAUAUUCCAGGGAACUUGGUGGGGGAUCCAAGGGUGCCUGCAAUCAUAAAAGGAUUCUUUCAUGGGAUUGACUGUUAAGAGAGUCAUAAGAUUGUCUUCCCUGACACAGGGGAGAUGAUCCCUAUGUAAAGAUGGGAAACGGAAAAGUGACUCAUGUGACUCUAUUUGGACAGAAAUGAUUCCCUCAUUUCUGAGGUUGUGGUAGAUUGUCCCUAAGAUGAGAGAAGGAACAUGUGACUUAGAAAUAGCCUCUUCAGGACUUAGACUCUGAUACCAGUCUUGACCUGACCCUGCCAAGUUAAGGGCACUUUCCUUCCUCUUUCUUAUCAGAAUUUGUGAUUUGUAGUAGAAAGUCUUUUGUGCUUCUGAGAGUUAUCUAAUUGUGCCAUUGGUAAGCUAUCACACAUAUUUUCAUCUGUUUUGACUCAUGGGGAUUUCUGUCUGGAGAAGUGGGUAGAAAUGAAAUGCACGUGGACUGUAACUUCUUAGUCAAUGUACUUCUGAUCUUAUCCCAGGAUGUGGGCUUUUUUUCAGUACAUUUGGCAGGUUGGACAAAAUGUAAGAUGGAUACUUGGUAAUGUUCAAUGUUUGGAACAAGUUUCAAGGACUGGGAAUGUGUUUAUCUUUUUUUUUUUUAAUGUUUUGCAUGGUCAUGGUAAUGUUGUAAAUUCUUGCUGUGGCCCAGUUUUCCCACCUGGAAAGCAGAGGUUAGACUCUUUUUCCUCUGCUUUCUUUAUACUAUGGGCUACAUGGAACUUUCUAGGAAAUUCCAAGAUCUGAAGUUUACUUAUGGGUCAUAAGGGAAAAAAUGCGUUAUGUACAUGUUUGUUAACUUAUAGAUACAAUAUAUAUUUUGUAAGUUAGUAUAAGUAAGCAAAAUAAACCAAUGUUUAUACCCAAUAUUAAACAAGAGCUCAUCAUUACAUACUCUCAGGACAGAGGGGAAAAAAGUGUUUCACUUUGUGACUAAAGCAGCAAAUAUAAAUACAAACCAUCAAUUUAUAAGUCAUAUCAAGUACCAUAAUGAUAUGUCACCAAACCCACAUAGCUGACUAAUCUCAGUCUUAAACAAAAAAAGAGACCAAGAACCAAAAUGAUAAACACACACACACACACACACCCCCACCCCCACCCGUCCCUAAGCUGACAAACCAGUAGCUAAACCUUAAGUGAGCUGGUGGCGUGGAGAAUUGUUAUUCUACCUUCUGAAUCACCAUUCAGACCUAAACCCAUACAUAACGUUUGUCACAGUUAAAAAUUAAAUAAGAUCGAAUAGUCACAGCAGGGUUGAACAAUUAACUUAUUCAUUUUUAGCCUGUUCACUUUGCCAAACAAAACCAAUCAUGAGUUUAACAAUUUCUGUCUUACUUAAUAUCCUUUAUGUCAAGAAGCAAGUUUUUCAAGUUUUUAAUUUUCACAAAUACAUUUUUAAUUCACAAAGAACUAACUUCUUCAAGGAUCCAAAGCUAACCAAUACCAGACUGUGCAGGUUAGGUAGAACCAAAGAUUUCAUUUAAAAAAAAAAAAAAAAGAGUUAAAACUUAGGCACAAUUGAACAAAUUUGCUAAUUAUUCUUCCCUUCUUAUGCGUGUGGUUGUGUAUACUUUCAUAUUACACAUGCGGCAUUAGCUAAACCAAGCAGAAAAUCUCCUGCUCUAAGAGCAUUCUUAACAACUGUUGGCUCCCAUCAAGUAAGACUGUGAAGAAAAAGUGAUUAAUACUGCAACUCACAGAGAAGAUUCUAGACCAAGACACAAGGCUCUAGUAGUAUCAUCUUAUUUAUUAACGUAGUUGAACCAUUUUGCUGAUAAAACUUUUGUCUGUGACUAUUCUAGCAACAAAAUUUUACUCAAAAUAUUGCACUGUGAGAUGUGGUGUUGCAGCUUCAAUGUAGUAUUUAUUAAUGUGUUGAUUUCCAUAAAGCAAAUCUUAUUCUUAAAAUGGCAGAUUCAGUGACCAAAAAAGUGAUUCAAAAAAGCUUUCCCCUUCCCAUGCCAAUUCUUGAGACUGCUAGGAUCAAGCUGAGGUUUGGGCCCCAGACCUAGACUGAAGGAGGAGGGAAAGAGAGUAAUUCAUUCCUAUCUGACUGUUACAGGCUAAUAGAACAUUCCAAACAUACUCAACAAAGAAACCACAUGAAAAAUCGCAUUUACUGGGCAGCUAUAGGAAGGUGCAAACCAAAUGAAAUGGACAGAACACGUUCAUCACCUUUACCAUGAUGCUAUUCCUAAGGUGUCUGAAUUGGAUGAACUACAAAAUUCAUCCUUGGACCCAUCCUUCCCCUCUUACCUGCCCGCCUUCACAUUGGAAAAGAUCCUGAGCUUUUCACAUACUGACUUAUUUUUGAAUUACUCUUUUGAUGAAUAACAUAUAAUAACAUGCUUCUCUCUCUUAAUCUGAGAGAGAGAGAAAGAGUAAGGGAGAGAGAGAGUGUGUGUGCCUGUCUGUUUGGGGGAGUAGAUUUGGGCUAGUAAAAUACAAGUCAUUUCUCCCUGUAAUUCUCUGCCUCUUGCUGUAGUUUGAUUAGAGUCUCACUUUCAAUUUAAUUAGAAGACCACGUUCUUUUGUUCUUUCUGAGAAGCUGGAGCAGGAGACUAGGGAACGUGGGAGAAAGGUUGGCCAAGCCGGGACAGGAAGAACCGCUUCUCUAGAAGCUCCAGUUCUGGGUUUCAGGCACUUCAGGAAGAGACUUUCCUCCCCUGUUCCCAUGUACAUUCAAGGAAAAUGAAAGCAAGAAGGCCCCAAAGGCUGCCUGGGUGGGAGAAGGGAGGUGGUGAAUGAGGUACCCGCUAGCAGCACAGACACCCCCCGCCCACAGGGCCAUUCCUUGAGGAGAGAGUCAGUGACACGAAGGGUUUCCCUUGUGCCUAUUCUUACAUAUCAGCCACUUUCAUGCAAGCGGGAGAGACAUUUUUAUUGGUAGGCAGGAAAUGGGGCUUCAGACCCCUUCUUGACACAGUCAUUCUAGCCCAUGCCUUUCUCACGAUCUCUGAACCUUUGGGUCAGCCAUUGUAGGAAGGAGCAGGACCUCAGGCUGGAAGUCAGGACCUGGAGGUCAUCCUGUGGGCACCUGGGGGCACCACUUCCAACUCUGAAUCAUCUCUCUGGUAUUGGCCUUGGUUGGGUCACAGUCACGUGUCCUGCCCUGGAUUGAAAGAGGGGAUCUGACCUCCCUGUAGCAAGUGAAGAAGAGGGCAGGGCAGGAAAUGGACGCUUCUAUCCAAAAGGGGAGUCACUUUUCCUUAUAUUAAAGGAAAGCUAUUUUAUCAUGAUCCUUGCGAUCGAUUCACCAGGACAGACUCUUUCUCAUUUCAUUCCUAGAAAUCUACUUCUAUCCCUGUUACUUUCUUUAGCUCAUCUCACUCUCCCUACAAAUGUGUUCUCUGCCCCCACACUGAAUGCUGGAGAGUCAGCUCUGUUUCUUCUCAUGGGUCAUGAACUAAAUGGGGUUUGACCACAGAGUCCAGCAAAGAAAGAGUGGACCAAAGAAACAAAAGACAGCUGGUUGUUCUCGGAUCAGUUCACGUGGAUCUUCAGAAUAAACUAUCCAUAAACUUCAUAUCCUUGAAGAUGUGUGCUUCCCCAGGGAAUCCAGCUCCCUGAUUUCCUUUGUAUCAUUUCCUGGCUUCUGACUGCCUUGCCUAGACAAAGGUACUUCUGUCUUUUUCUCCCUAGCACUAGUGCAAUCUUGAGCACUUUCUGGGUCUUUGCCUUCCACAAAGCAAACCUUUCUUGGAUUCAGAUGUCUUCUAAGCCAUUGCCAUUUCUAGCAGUAAAUUUCUAACGGAAACCUAGCUACAGCCUUCUUCACCAUCACAUCCUCCCCCCAGGACUAGCACACAUAAGGCUGUAUACAGGGAGCACCUGGGACAGACAUAAGUUAAGAGAGAGAUGCCAGGUAAAGACUGAAAGCUGCCAUCUUAUCUGGUAUCAUGGGGAACCAAAGGAGCAGAGAUCAUGUGGUGUGAUGACCUAACGGUCAGGGAAACAUUAGCCUUUUGUCAGGCUUUACAUUUGCUGUGUGACCUUGGACCAGUCAUUUAAUCCAGUGGAUCUCUGCUUCCUCAUCUUUUAAAAGAAACUUUGGCUCAAUUAAUCUCUAAAGAUCUUCUCAGAUUCCAUGAUUCUUAGCUGAACACCGAGAGCCAAGACAGUAUCUUUUGUCCUUUGGAGAUUAUUUCCAUAAUCCAAGAGGAUAAGCCCUCCCCCUGCAACCAUUUUCUGUUAAAUUUAUUUUCCUGGAGGAUACUGAAGGAUGCUACAGAUGUUCCUGGCAUCAACCAAUACCUCCCACCCAAUACCUCCUGGGCCAGGGCUGGUACUAGAUAUCAACAAAAUUAUCCUAUAGUUUGGGGACCAUUUCUCAAAGAAUCAAAAACCUAAGAGC
This is a messenger RNA of Cervus elaphus (red deer), 10706 nucleotides long. RefSeq names its product laminin subunit gamma 2 (gene LAMC2). The record is from RefSeq and is a predicted model, not a curated record. The coding region runs from base 366 to 3941 and encodes 1191 amino acids. The transcript has 24 exons. Lineage: Eukaryota; Metazoa; Chordata; Mammalia; Artiodactyla; Cervidae. Gene Ontology annotation, molecular function: extracellular matrix structural constituent.